AUGGGAGCAGCUUCAGGAAAUUGGAGUGAGGCUUCAUCCUAUGUUAAAUUUCAUCCUUAUUGGUGGCGAAAUCCAUUAAAUGCUGUUGGAACAACUGCCCUACACGUUGCAGUGAGCAUGGAACAAACUAGUUUUGUAGAAAAGUUGAUGCAUUGUAUGAGCAGGGAAGAUUUGGAAAAUUACAAGGCGGAAGGGAACACGGCAUUUUGUUUGGCUGCCAUAACCGGAAAUGAGAAAAUUGUUGAAAUUCUGUUCUGCAAGAAUCCAAGGUUGCUAUGGAUUAGAGACCAAAACCAUUUGCUUCCAAUUCAAUUAGCAUCUUCUGCUGGCCACAUUGAUUUGACAGAAUUCUUAUUUCAAAAGACUUCUGAGGACAAACAGAACAAGCUAACCUUCCAAGACGUUGCAGAGAUUGCCCAUCGAGACAUUGUAAGUUCGGUCUUUAAUGGAAUGGAAAAGGAGAAAGAGACAAUGAACCAUGCACAAUUGUCAAAAGCAAUAUUCAAUGCAGCGGAAUCAGGAAGCAUUUGGAUUUUAAAGCUUCUUUUUGAGCACCAUCCUGAUUUGCUUUUUGAAGUGAAUUCCAGCAAGCAAAGCUUACUUCACAUUGCUAUUCUUCAUCGACAUGAAUCUGUAUACAGACUAAUAUUAAGCAAGGGGGCUGCCAAGAAUGUUUUGAUAAAAUUGGCUGAUAUAGAGGAUAACACUGUUCUUCACUUAGCUGCAAAGAUGACACAACCUAAUGGUAGAUCCGGAUUAUCAGCUGACUAUGUUCUAAUGCGUAGUGAAGAGAGAUGGUUUCAGAUGGUGGAGAAAAUAGUUCCGGCUGCAAUGAAAACAAUGAGAAACAAAUAUAAUGAGACUCCUGAAGAAUUGUUCUACGAGUCACACAAAAAGUUGCACAAAGAAUCAAUAUCAGGACUGCAAGAUGUGGCAAAUACAUUGAUAGUGGUAGCAACUCUGAUUAUCAGCCUAGGGAUCAGUGGAGCUAUGACCAUUCCUAUCGAGAAUACUGAUGGUACAAAUACUCCUUUUUUUACGAGGAAGAUAUGGUACACGUUUUUCUUUCUAUCGGUUGCAUUUGGAACAUGCUUCUGUGUUUCAUCUAUGUUCUUCUAUGCUUCGGUUAUUCUUCCUUCAAGUUGGGCAAAACCAAAAGAAGAGUCUGUCCGCUUGCGGCAAACAAAGUUGGUAUUUGGGAAUGUGUCACUUUUCGUCUCUGUUGCACUCAUGUUUAGCGCUCUAAUCUCCGCUUCCGUAUUGAUAUUUGAAUUCUUAUCCAGUUGGAUCCUUUACUUCACUUGUGGACUUGGUGUAGUGGUGUUUAUUGUGCAUCUUACACUCGAUUAUAAGCGAUGGAUUGGCAUUGCAUGCUCAGUGCUAUCUUAUUUGGAGGAUUCUCCAGGGAAGCGGGCAAAACUGAUAUGGCCAAUCUACAAGAUCUAUGUCUUCCUCACGUGGGCAAAGAAAAAUGCUUAA
Sphenostylis stenocarpa is the source of this 1479-nucleotide messenger RNA. Lineage: Eukaryota; Viridiplantae; Streptophyta; Magnoliopsida; Fabales; Fabaceae. The record is from the annotation of a GenBank genome assembly.